Messenger RNA from Belonocnema kinseyi, 1573 nucleotides. RefSeq names its product GRB10-interacting GYF protein 2. NCBI's taxonomy places the organism in Eukaryota, Metazoa, Arthropoda, Insecta, Hymenoptera, Cynipidae. The transcript has 3 exons. Gene Ontology annotation, molecular function: protein binding. The record is from RefSeq and is a predicted model, not a curated record. Bases 142 to 1425 code for a protein of 427 amino acids.
UGGCAGAGAAAACGCGCGUCCAGGGUUCAGCAGACGAAAAAUGCUCAGAAUGAACCGUUUUUUUGACCGAUAUUUUUAACGUCUUUUCUUGCCUAACAAAGUAUUUUAUCGAUAAAAUUUGUUUUUAGUAAUAAACUUAGCAUGGAUAAAGAUUAUUACUCAACGGUAUAUUCCUGGUUCGACAAAAUCGGGAUAAUAUCCAAUAUUCGGACUCAUCUUCGCCAGAACCUAGUUAAUGUCUUAAAAAACAAAGAUUUAUCUUUGAAUGGAGAAAACGACGGGCAAAAAUCAGCGAAACAGUAUGUUCAUGAUUUGCUCGUAGCAGAAUAUCUCUUUGAUAAAAAUUACGUUUAUGCUCUAUCCGUGUUUGCAAGUGAAGCACCACUUCUCGUUAACUUUACAAAACAAGUAUCAUCAAGAAAUGAUGCAGGUGACUGCAAACAAAGGUUACAGCACGACUACAUAUCUCAUACUCUUGACACUUUGGGAAUCAGAUCAGAUGAUCCAGAGGGUCAAUCCAUCAUAUCAAAAUACUCAGAAUCUGAGGAACCUCUCCUACUUUGCAUUUUGCACUCUCUCCAGACUUUCUCAUUAAAGGAGAGUAGAAAAGAAAAGAAAAGAGAAGUACAAGAACAAAGGAAACCUAAAAAUUUCAGAGAAGUAGGAACACUGACGGAAAGGGAAGUUUCAAGGGAUGAAAAAUUAGUCAGAGCAAGGACGAGGUUACUGCAACAGAAGGAAGCCUUUGAUGCUGAAUUGAAGGAUAAGGAAGACAAAUUGAGACAACAGGUGCUUGAUGUAGACCAACAACUUGUUCUGUUGCAGAAAAAAUGGGUAGAAGCGCAUGAUUUGACACAAAUGAUUCAAGUCAAGGAGAAAGAAUUGAAUGAAGAGAGGAGAGUAGAACAACAGAAAAUUUACCGAAGGGAUAUGGAACUUUCAGUAAAGGAAAAACUCCUUUUAAAAGAAGCUGAUAGAUUAGAAAAGGAAAGAAACAGCUAUAGGCAAUUUGAGACAGAUUUAAAGAAAUUACAAGAAGAGUUAUCGAAAGUUAAACGAGAUUUCCCCUCGACUACGAGAAAUAUGUCACGGGAUAUGCACGUACAAACGGAUUUGGAGAGUUACACGGUUCUUAUUCGAGAAAAUCAGGAGCUGAACAGUCUCGUAAGACAACAACAGUCAAGAAUUGAGCAACUGACAUUAAGAGCAGUUCGGCUCUCUCGACAAUUAGAAGAGGUUCAUUUAUUUAAAACUAAUAUGUUUGAGACAUCAACUCCAGUUACCAAAGUAAAAAAUAACGCAGUCGUGAGCGAAAGCAGUUCAACUGAGGAUAUACUUCAAGAUGCUAAAAUGAGACUUAAACGCUUAGAGGAAGAAAGUUCGAAAGCCGAUCAGAAUUAUUACAAUUAUAUGACUUUCUCUUAACGAAAGUUAAAUUUAGAUGCAUAUUUUAUGACUAAAGUUUCAAGGAAAAUAGUAAUUAUUGAAUUGUAGUUAAAUGAGUAAUAUAAUGUACUAUGAUCUUAUUUUUUAUAUAUAAUAAUAAUAAAUCAUCUAUCUUUGAUACCGUUCA